Messenger RNA from Rotaria socialis, 1674 nucleotides. The record is from the annotation of a GenBank genome assembly. Lineage: Eukaryota; Metazoa; Rotifera; Eurotatoria; Philodinida; Philodinidae.
AUGUCUGAUCAACAAUCAAAUUCAGUUUCGAAUGAUUUUUCGUAUUUAUUUUUUCGUAAUGGAGUUUCUUUUCAAAUAAAUUAUGAUGAUGAUGAAGAUAAUACUAAUAACAUACGCGACGAUAAAGCUCAAGUAUCAAAAUUAUCUGAUUUAUGUUGUUCAUUAAUUGUACAAAAUGAAUCUUUAACUGAAUAUGCAUGCGGCAUAAUACCGAAAGAAUUAUUUUAUCCAUUAUUUCGUGCUGCAUUAAAUUGUAGUCAAGAUGAUUCAUGUAUAAAUAUUUUAAUAGCAAGAUGGCCAUACAGAAUAUUUCGUUUAGGAAAUUUUGUUCAAAAAAAAUUAACAUCAUUGAAAAUGUUAUUGUGUGAUAAAACUGCUUUACAAAGAACUAAACAAGCUAUUAAAUAUUCAGUUAUUUUAAUUCCACGUUUUAUUGAUUCAAUAAGACAACAACAAACAAAUAAAACGAAACAAUCCAAUUUACGUAUACUUGAUGUGACAAAUUUUCCUGUUGUAGAAUUAAUAUUGAGAUAUAUUUCUACACAUUGUCGUUUGGCAGAAAAAGAAUCGAAACGAAAUCAAUUAAUUGAUAUUUAUCAUCAACAACAUCGACAUUUAUUACCUGUUCUAAAAUGUGACGAUCAGAAUAGUAAUGACGAUGAAAUAAAACUGUGUACAGAUAUUCAAUUAGUAAAUUCAAAUGGCAAUACUGAUGAUCUCAUCAAAACAAGUUCAUAUCCCGAUGAUAUAAUUAUUAUUCGUUUUGACUGUAUUGUUCAAGAUUAUCGAACAUAUGUUGAACUUCUAUCAGCUCUACGUACAUCAACGCCCAAUAUUCAAUUACAAAUAUGUACCAUUGAUAUACGUUGUAUUGGUUUAGCGUUGGUUACCAGUUUUCUUGAUCAUGUUGAUAAACGAUUUGUUCAUACACUCCGUGUUCCUUAUAAUGUAUUAACACGACAGAAUUUAAAAUAUUUUCUUCCACGAUUGCCAAGUUUAACAAAAUUACAUACGUUAGAUUUAUCGUGUAAUUUUAUUGAUUUUCGUCUUAAUCACGAUGAUUUAGAACAGUUUUGUCUUGUCCUAUCACAAUUAAAAUAUUUAAAAACUCUUUCAUUAAGUGGUUCACCAGUAACAAAUGGUCUUGAAACUAUAUUAAAUUCUAUUGAACAUUCAUUAGAUGCAUUAAAUCUUGAUUUUUGUUCGUUAUCUGAAAAUGACCUAAUUACUUUAUGUCAAAUGACUACACGACAUCAAUUUUUACACUUAGAUUUAGGUACAAAUCGUUUAAAUCGUUUUAUGCGUACAUUAUUACUUGCUAUAAUGAAACAAAAACGACUUGUUGUAUUAGAACUUGAUUACAAUCGUUUCUCAUCAAAUGACUAUUUAGAAUUAAUAGCUUGUUGUCAACGUGUAUCAUCAUUAAAAUGUUUAAGUGUACGUGGACCGAAUUCUCUAACAACACAAUUAGCCGCAGCUACAUUUAUUGGUGAACAUUAUCCAUGUUUACGCUCAUGGAAAAUUGCGUCACCUAUUGAAUAUUCUUUAAAUCGUUUUGUAGAAAAUGAUGAACAAAAUUAUUUAAUACAAACAAUUAUGCCUUUUGAUAUAUUUGUUAAUGAAAUGAAUAAACGAGCCAAAUGUCUUGUUUCAAUAGCUGAACUCAGCGUGUGA